Molecule: messenger RNA, 351 nt
Organism: Aureobasidium vineae
Lineage: Eukaryota; Fungi; Ascomycota; Dothideomycetes; Dothideales; Saccotheciaceae
Source: the annotation of a GenBank genome assembly
AUGGCAACGCCAACCCAGACAUUCAAUCUCGGGACAUCUUCAGAGCCCGUCCACGUCUCCAAGGCCGCUCUGGCCAUCAUCAUCACAUUCAGCGUGGUCAGCCUGGUCGCUCUCGCAAUAGCCCUGUGGAUUUUGUUCCGUUUCACCUGCUCGAGUAAGGGAAGAAGGGCAGGUUACGCGGUCAGAGACGGACGAAACGAGCACUCCUNNCAAUGGUGGAAGCAGGCAAACCCACCGGCCGACUCUACCAAGUCCUCAGAGACGCCCUAUGUGGGCAUCGUACCCGCUCCCGAGCUGGCUCCCGAAGACGGAAACUUGAGAAGUCGAUACAUUGGAGAGAAAAGUGCUUAG